Messenger RNA from Entamoeba histolytica HM-1:IMSS, 567 nucleotides. Its product is annotated as Myb family DNA-binding protein, SHAQKYF family. Lineage: Eukaryota; Evosea; Mastigamoebida; Endamoebidae. The transcript is spliced from 2 exons. The coding region runs from base 1 to 567 and encodes 188 amino acids. The record is from RefSeq and is a predicted model, not a curated record. Gene Ontology annotation, molecular function: DNA binding.
AUGAGUGUCACUCUUUCUUCUACUGAAAAUGACACAACCGAUACUAACAGUGUUGUUGAACUGAACUUAUUCAAAACAACUGGAGGAAUUAAACAAAAUAGAAAAAGGCGAGAGACAUGGACUGACGAAGAAAGGUCUAAAUUUGAAGAGGCUUUUAAUAAAUAUGGAAGGGAUUAUGCCAAAAUAUCUGCUUUUAUUGGUUCAAAAACCAUUUAUCAAGUCCGUAGUCAUGCACAAAAAUUCUUCAAAAAGAAAGGAAUGACACUAAAAAUGGCAGGAGAAAGAACAAACCAUCCUUUUGUUAAUGUUUCAAAUGAAGAGUACAACCAAAAAAAGAAUGAGGUUAUUAACAAAAUCAAUCAUAUUUUAUCUCAAACAUAUUCUCAGUACGAAUUUACAAAACAAAUUGAGAUGAAUUCUUAUAUUAACACAUUACAACGGUGUUUUGGACAAAACAAGAAUCACUCUUUCCUUGUAGUUUCAAAGAGUAAUGCCUCACGAACAAAACAACCACCAUCUAAAGAAAAAACUUCACUCAAUCCAUUUUUCAAUCAAGCAUUGAUUUGA